UCCUCCUCCUCCUUCUCCUCCUCACCGUCCUGAUUGCGCAUCGGCACUCCGGCAGCAGCACAGCGGGAGUCACGACCCAGAAACACAUGAAGAGAAUUAAAUAAGUGAGGAUGCUGAUGAGCUUUUCUGCGUAAAAAACAAACAAAAAUGAUGGAUUGAACUUUUAAAAAUGUCCAAGCGGGUAUUCUUUGGAUUGCUCUCGGUUUGUGGAAUAUGUUGACUUCCAGCUGGGUUGAUGCUGACUGAUGAAACCAUGACACGUUUCCUGCUGCUGCCGCUGCCGCUGCUGCUGACAGAAGUGAUGCUUUCUGUGUGAGGUUGCUCCAAAAACUCUCGAAGCGCAAAAACACAAAGUCCCCAAGAACCGGAAUAAAGAGGACUGUGCUUCCCGUGUUUGACAGGCUGCUGAGACUGACCAAAGACAUCCAUAAAACGAUGUAAUAAAAAGAGCUCCUGCACACGCUUUUUUCCCCGGGUGAUUGGGAAUAACGCCGCACCGACUGGCGUCAGAGCCGAGCCGUUACGCAUGGAGACAGCUCGGCGCUGAGCGGAUCUUUGUUGCCUGUUCUGAUUUCUUUUUAUGAUUUUAACUCUGACAAAAGAGGGGAAAAGGGUUAUUCUACUCCUUCUCGAACAGAAAAUGAGUAGCUGUCUCUUCCGACUAGCACUCUUCGUGGCUUGCGUCCUCUCCAUCCGCUGCACCGCUGCGCCCGGGACCGAGGCGGAGGCGCACACGGCGUCCCGGGAUACCUGCGCGUCCUGCGGCGUCGCUCAGCCGGAGGACCCCGAGUCGGGCCGGCUGAACGUGGACUUCCUGGAGGCGGUGAAGAGGCACAUCCUGAGCCGGCUGCAGAUGCGGGAGAGGCCCAACAUCACGCACCCGGUCUCGAGGGCGGCCAUGGUGACGGCGCUGCGGAAGCUCCACGCCGGGAAGCUGCGGGAGGACGGGAGGGUGGAGAUCCCCAACCUGGACGGGCACCCGAUGACCAACGACGUGCUGGAGGAGAGCUCGGAGAUCAUCAGCUUUGCGGAGAAAGGGCCUUCCACCUCGGUGCAGUCCCCUUUGCCAGUUGGCCACGUUACGGCGCCGAGCGGGCUGUCAGCAGGGACGUGGCACGGCGACAAGCCUCAGAACAGUUUACUCAGAGGCGGCUGA
This is a messenger RNA of Morone saxatilis (striped sea-bass), 1156 nucleotides long. RefSeq names its product inhibin beta B chain-like. Bases 581 to 1156 code for a protein of 191 amino acids. Gene Ontology annotation, molecular function: hormone activity. NCBI's taxonomy places the organism in Eukaryota, Metazoa, Chordata, Actinopteri, Moronidae. The record is from RefSeq and is a predicted model, not a curated record. Gene Ontology annotation, cellular component: extracellular region. The transcript has 2 exons.